Molecule: messenger RNA, 1613 nt
Organism: Cajanus cajan (pigeon pea)
Lineage: Eukaryota; Viridiplantae; Streptophyta; Magnoliopsida; Fabales; Fabaceae
Product: UDP-glycosyltransferase 83A1
Molecular function (GO): quercetin 3-O-glucosyltransferase activity; quercetin 7-O-glucosyltransferase activity
Source: RefSeq, a predicted model, not a curated record
UCUGAAAUAAUCAACAAAAACCCAUCCAAAUACAACAUGAGGGUGCCUACUGUGUUGGUUUUGCCAUUUCCUGCUCAAGGGCAUGUGAAUCCCAUGGCAAUCCUCUCGCAAAAGUUGGUUGAGCAUGGAUGCAGAGUCAUUUUUGUGAACACAGACUUCAACCACACGCGAGUGGUGAGCUCCAUGGCGAAGCAACAACACAGCAUUGAUGAGUCACAAAUCAAGCUGGUCUCAGUCCCCGAUGGGUUAGAACCCGAUGAUGACAGACAUGAUUUUGUAAAGGUGUGCGAAGCUACUAUAAGCACCAUGCCUACGUCACUUGAGAAGCUGAUAGAGGAUAUUCAUGGGAAAGGUGAAGAUAGAAUCAGCUUCAUUGUCGCAGAUUUUUGCAUGGCAUGGGCGAUGGACGUUGCUGCUAAAUUAGGAAUCAAAGGAGCUAUUUUCUGGCCUGCAUCAGCAGCAGUGUUUGCCACCAUGUACAACAUUCCCAAGCUUAUUGAUGAUGGGGUUAUAAAUUCUGAUGGAUCAAUGUUAACCACUACAAAAACAAUUCAACUAUCACCAGGAAUGCUUGAGAUGGACGCGGGAGCCCUUUUCUGGUUGAAGAUGGGUGACACGGUAAAUUUUAAGCCAAUAUUUGAUUAUAUGGUGCGUUGUGUACAAAGUUUAAAUUUGGCAGAAGAGUGGCUUUGUGACACUACGUAUGAACUUGAACCUAGAGUAUUAACUUAUUUCCCAAAGAUCCUCUCAAUUGGUCCAUUGUUGAGAAGUUAUGACAAUACAAAUGCAACAUCAAGAUCAUUGGGACAAUUUUGGGAGGAAGAUCUCUCCUGCAUGAAAUGGCUUGAUCAACAACCUCAUGGUUCGGUCACGUAUGUUGCCUUUGGUAGUAUUACUCUUUUUGACCAAAACCAAUUCAAUGAACUAGCUCUUGGACUAGACCUCACCAAUAGACCUUUUCUUUGGGUUGUGCGUCAAGACAAUAAGUUGACAUACCCUUCUGAAUUCCAAGGGCAUAAAGGUAAGAUAGUUGCAUGGGCCCCUCAACAAAAGGUGUUAAACCAUCCUGCCAUAUCUUGCUUUAUCACCCAUUGCGGUUGGAAUUCGACUAUGGAAGGUUUGUCUAAUGGGGUGCCCUUCUUGUGUUGGCCAUAUUUUGCUGAACAAAUUUAUAACAAAAGUUACAUUUGUGAUGAGCUGAAAGUUAGACUGGAAUUGAAACCAAAUGAAAAUAAACUUGUGUCUCAGUGGGAGAUUAAGAAGAAAUUGAACCAACUACUUAGUGAUGAACAAAUGAGAGCAAGGUCUCUAGAACUGAAGGAGAUAGUUGUGAAAAACGUUUCUGAUCAAGGCAGUGGAUCAUCAAACAAUAUUAGAAGAUUUGUUAAAUGGUUGAAAUCUUAAAAGUAAGCGUUUGUAAAAUCAUAAGCCUCUAUAGUUUGUUUUUUUCGAUCUUGAACUGUUCAAAUGUGACUUGAUUUUCUAUUAUUGGAUUUUUAUUUUGUGUUUUUCAAGCUUUGUUUAUUGUCUAAUUUUGAGGCAAGGAACAAUUGUUGGUUUGUGUAAUGAAGCAUAAUAUUUAUGUUAACGAGGUGUUUGCUCUUGAUAUUGAA